This is a messenger RNA of Elgaria multicarinata webbii, 2068 nucleotides long. RefSeq names its product gastrula zinc finger protein XlCGF26.1-like. Gene Ontology annotation, molecular function: RNA polymerase II cis-regulatory region sequence-specific DNA binding; DNA-binding transcription factor activity, RNA polymerase II-specific. Bases 8 to 1513 code for a protein of 501 amino acids. The record is from RefSeq and is a predicted model, not a curated record. NCBI's taxonomy places the organism in Eukaryota, Metazoa, Chordata, Lepidosauria, Squamata, Anguidae. Gene Ontology annotation, biological process: regulation of transcription by RNA polymerase II. The transcript has 4 exons.
CUGCAAGAUGGCGAGGAGGAGGAAGGCCGGCCCCGGCCGCCCUGCGCAGCUUGCAGUGAGCUUUGCUGACGUCACCGUUCUUUUCUCUCGUGGGGAGUGGGAGAUGUUGUCAGCCUUCCAGAAGGAUCUGUACCGAGAUGUGUUGAGUGAAAAUUAUGCCAGCUUCGCUUUCCUAGGCCUCGCGGCUGGCAAACCUCAGCUCAUUUCCAAGCUCGAACAAGGGCUGGAGUUGUACCACGGGGACCCGCCCGGGGGCGCUCAGAGCCCCUCCUUAGCUGGGGAAGGAGCAGGACCUUCUGAAAGUCCAGGAUCUCAAGAGACCCGCCCUAAAAGGUUGGAAGAGAAGGAGAGUCACAGGCGUGGGAGAUUGUCCAGCCGAGGCAGAAAGGGUCCAGCACGAGGGGAGCGUCAGAUAACGGGAAAAGGAGGCUGCAAGUGUAUAUAUUGUGGGAAAAUCCUAGCCAGUCGGAAAACCCUGCAUGCUCACAAGAAGACCCACAAGGGGCCAAAGCCCUUUGAGUGCCAAGAAUGUAAGAAGAAGUUCAGUCGUAGCGCACACUUGAUGGUGCACGUGAGAACCCAUACAGGGGAGAAGCCCUUCCCAUGUGAGGUCUGUGGGAAGCGGUUCAGCCAGAGGGCCAACCUCCGUACGCACUCCAUCACCCACUCCGGGGAAAAGCCCUUCGUGUGUUCCAGAUGUGGGAAGGCGUUCAGCCAGAAACAAUACCUCAUUCCGCAUGAGAAACUCCACAGGGAAGAGAAGCCGUUUCGAUGCGACACGUGCGGCAAACGUUUCAUUUCCACGAAAGUCCUCCGGUACCACCAAAAGUCUCACCUGGGCCCUUACCCGUGUGUCGAAUGUGGGAAGAAGUUCAUGUCCCAGGCGGGCUUGAAGAGACACCAGGUCAUUCACACAGGGGAGAAGCCAUUCGCCUGUGCCAAGUGCGGGAAACGCCACAUCACCAAAGCCAGCCUGAAGUACCACUUGCAGACAUUCCACUCGAAAGAACGGCCCUACCAGUGUGGAGACUGUGACCGUAGUUUCUGGCGCAAGUCGGCCCUAACGUACCACCAGAGGAUCCACACUGGCGAACGGCCCCAUAAAUGUACUGAGUGCGGGAGCAGCUUCUGCUACAAGAAAAGCCUCACGAAACAUCUGCGGACUCACACGGGCGAGAAGCCCUUUUCCUGUGACGAGUGUGGGAGAAAGUUCACCACCAAGUGCAGCCUCCAGGCCCAUCAGAAAACCCACACGGGCGAGAAGCCGUUCAAGUGCAGGUUCUGUGGGAAAAGCUACUGGGAGUACCGGCGGUGCCGGAGGCACGAGGAAGUCCACACGGGGGAUCGGCCAGCGUGCCUCGAGUGCGGGAAGCAGUUGCGGACGGAGAGGGAGCUCCUGAUACACCAGCGCGUCCACACCGGGGAGAAGCCCUUCCAGUGUCCUCGCUGUGGAAAAAGCUACCACCGGAAAAACGAUUUGGUAAAGCAUCUGAAAGACCCGUGCAAAGAGUAAUGUUGCAUGUUUUUGUGGUUUUUGAUUUUUGUAUACUGUUUUUAAACGUUUUAUGUGAACCGCCCAGACAGCUUCAUCUAUGGGGCAGUAUAAAUAAAUAAAUAGAAAUAAAAAAAUAAUUGCGAAGGAAGGCUGGGGUCCACCCAGCGCCCUUGCAGGGUAGGCACCCGGACCAAACGUCAAGGUUCCCAGGUAGCCCCCUCCCUAGUCCUGUCAUAGAAUCAUAUUGUAGAAUAGCAGAGUUGGAAGGGGCCUACAAGGCCAUCGAGUCCAACCCCCUGCUCAGUGCAGGAAUCCACCCUAAAGCAUCCCUGACAGAUGUUUGUCCAGCUGCCUCUUGGAUGCCUCUAGGGUGGGAGAGCCCACAACCUCCCUAGGUCACUGGUUCCAUUGUCGUACUGCUCUAACAGGAAGUUUUUCCUGAUGUCCAGAUGGAGUCUGGCUUCCUGUCACUUGAGCCCGUUAUUCCGUGUUCUGCACUCUGGGAGGAUCAAGAAGAGAUCCUGGCCCUCCUCUAUGUGACAACCUUUUAAGUCCUUGAAGAAUGCUAUCAUG